GGUGAUCUUCACUUUGUUUUCUGUGUGGGCAUUAACACCUGGUUUGAGUUUAAUGAGAGAGAGCCUGUGAGUGGCUCCAGGUGGGUCCUUACAGAGACAGGAGGACCAACAGCCGCAUACGUCAGUCCACCUUAAAUCGUGGCACCACGUGACCGUGUUCCUGGAAAGUUCCUGGAAAUGCUGCCUUUGUGUUUAUGGUGACAUUGGUUCUUAGGCAGCUGCUGGACUCGGUUGUGCCCAGCUCUCUGACGGACGUUCGGACGCUCGAUUAGGACCCGCUCGGUGCUUUUCGGUCUCUCCGGUAGCUGCCGGUGCGCGGUUGCUCCCCGGGUGGAACUGGGUGUCAGAGAGACGGCAGGGACCUCCGUUUAUCUGCACUGUAACCCGCCAUUUGUAAAUCGGGAAAGACAAGAAAGAAGGAAAACCUCCAGCAGCGGAGCGUUUCUCGGGAUUUGGACUAGAAGUGUUACUGGGGACAUGUCGGGCCCCCCCGAGGACACAUCGGCGGCAGCGCUGCUGAGCCCGCCGUGACUUUUAGCUAGACAGCAGCUAGCAGGACGUAAAGCAGUCAGGACUUUGACACUGUGGUGUGAGCAGUUGCGCCCUGUAGACUUUGUCCAUGUCUCAGCUGUGGGCCUGAAGGUCGGAUUUAUCCAAUGACUUGCCAGUCCUCAGAGUCCACGGAAACCAUCGAGAGUGACAGACGAGCCGACAACAAUACCGGCGCUGUGGAAUCUGACGAGAGCCGCAUUGCCGCUGCCAUGAAGGAGCUCAGAAACACGGGUUGGUACUGGGGCAGUCUGACGGCUAAUGAAGCCAAAGAGAUCCUGCAGGACACCUCCGAAGGCACCUUCCUGCUGCGGGACAGCUCUCAGAGAGAUUACCUCUUCACCAUCUCCGCCAUGACGUCAGCAGGUCCCACCAACCUGCGGAUCGAGUUCAAACACGGCAAGUUCAAGCUGGACUCGGUGGUCCUGGUGAAGCCCAAGCUGAAGCAGUUCAAGAGUGUGGUCCACCUGGUCGAGUACUACGUCCAGCUGUCCAGGAGCAGCGACAAGGCGGCGUCGGCAUCAAAUUCUCGGGUCUCUCCGGUGCCGCCUAAUGGCACAGUGCAGCUGCUACUCACCAAACCCGUGUACACCUCCACGCCAUCCCUGCAGCACCUCUGUCGCAUCACCAUCAACCAAAGGACACGGCAGGUUCAGGAUUUGCCGCUGCCCAACAGACUAAAGGACUACCUGACGGAAUACGCCUACAAUGUGUAAGGACUGAUGUCAUCUUACCACUGACUGAUCCCAUCGUGUGCUGCUCUACAGGGUCACGCAAUAAGCUGCAGUGUCGAUGUGCUCUGAGUCUGCAGCCAAUCACACCGGAGUCAGAGGGGAAAGGUCUGAUGGAAACGCCAUGUCACAUGACCCCUCCUGACCACAGCUACCUCUCUGCUCUGUGGUGACUUGACACCUCGUCGUCCCCUCACCUUUACCAGAUCAUCACUUUUCAGAACGUCCAUUUUCCCCUGAAUCCGUAUGCUGAUUUUUAAAAUGGACCAGAUAAAUUUGAAGUAUCUUAAGGUAUUAAUGUUUACAGUGGUUACUGAUGUGGUCACUGAUGUUACAUGGUUCUAUGAAACGUCAUAUUACAAAUACCAUUAUUUAAAAAGCUUUGUUAUUAAUUUUGCUUGUUGACACUUUGAGUGAUGCAGAGGGGGAAAGUGGUGCUAUCGGGCUGCCCCCAAGUUAAUUUUAUAAAUAAAAACAAGAAUAUUUUAUUUACCUUCAUGAAAACAAUAAAAUUAUUUUAAAUUUCAGGUUUGCUCUGCUGAUGAAUCACAGAUUUGCACAGGUUUGGAAAACAUUCCCUUUAAAUUACAGCUGCAACUAAAGAUUGGUAGUUGACUAAUCUGUCAAUUUUUCUUCAAUUAGUCAACGAUUAUUUCAGUAACUCUUGUCCCUGUGGGCAAACCUCCUGUUCUAGGCUCCAGGACCUCACCUUCUCUGGUCUGCCCACCUGUGACUGUCACCCUGUUGUCUCAUUCCACAGCAAAUUCAAAUAAUUACCCAGGAAACGUGUGAAUUUGAAAAUAAUCCAAUGUAUCUCUAGCAUUACUCAAUAGCACGGUCAGAAUAAAAGUGAAGUCAAUAAAAUAUCAAGAAACUUAAAUUAAAGUGCUACUUUAAACAGAAAAGUGUCCAUAAGCUCAAAUAAAGCUUUGAAUUAAAAAAAAAAAAAUUAUAUUUUUGUUCAGGUUCAAAAUAACAAGUUUCCGAAGUUUACAGAUGAUUCAGUUCAUGAAUUCACAACUGCAGUAGACAUGCUCUGGAGGAAAGCUCACUCUUGUCUUUGAGAUCCCAGCUGCUGAUAAACAUGCUGAAGAUGCUCUCUCUCAUGAUUUCAGCAAUUUGAGAGGUGCAUCAGCCUCUUUUCAGAAAUGUACUGGUUUGCUAUUGGAUUUCAGUCAUUGGCUAACAAAACUGAAAUGCUUAGCAAGCAUCCUGAGGUUUCUAACAGGUAAGCUAAAAUAAACAUUACUGUACGAACAUGAACAAGGUAUCAAUGUGACGCACUGACUUAGCUCUCAAUAACGGACUCAUCAGAGCUGAUGUAACAGCUCUAGGGUGGCAGCGUUUGAAAUGCUCAUGCACUGCAGUCGUGGAAGGAAAGCUCAGUUUAGCACGGUCUGGUUUAACUGUUUAAUUUUUGUAAAAUACUUUCACUUUUUUUUUAAAUUUAAUCUCCCUUUCAGUUUACUUCUGUCAUCCACUUUUGCCGUUCACACAAUGUUCUUCUUCGUUAGUAGUGAGUGCAGUCUUGCCAGGUGAUAGAGGCGAUGCUACCCCCUGAGCUUCCUGUAGUGUAUUGCUAUUACAAAAGUGCAUUCAUGUGGUUUUUCUAUAGGAUGCAUCUUAGUCAACAUGAUCAAUUAUAACAACGAAUUGUAGCAGGCCUACUUAAAAUGACUUUUUUUUUUUUUUUUGAAUGGAGUUUGGUGUCAGAAGAACGUAAACAGCAAAUUGUGGGUUCAUGGGUUACUAGCUUUUCUCUUUAUUUCAAAUCUAAAGUAAACAGUGGGUGUCCAGAAGCUGGCCAAUCAGAAAGUAUGCUUUUAAAAGACGAGGACUGAAAUGACUUAACUAAACAAAAUAAAUAACUUUAAACUUUUAAUUUGUUUUUAUUUCUUUAUGUUUUCUUUGCUUUUUUUUUUUUUCUUUGUAUGACUUUACUUAAAGUAAAUAAGCUUUGAAAAUAUGGAGGGAAAUACAAAAGCAAAAAAGAACAGAAACAAAACUAAAAUAUAAAUAUUUUCAUUUAAAAUAUUUAUAAAAAAAUUCAAAAAUUGAAAAAAUUGUAAAUAAAACUAAUAGAGGUGUUAAUACAAAAUGAGACAAAUACUGAAAUAUGUCCUAUCUUAUAACGUCAUUAUUUUGUGUUUUUAAUAAUUUCGUGCAGAGUUUUGGCCAUGUUGGUCCUCCAUAUGUAACCUCUUUCAACCUGGUCACAGUAAUUUAAGUGUUGAAACAUGAAUAUUAAUCGAUUAUUGAUUAACCUUUUUUCACAUUUUUAAAUGUUUAUUAUUGAUCAGUUAGUAAUUAUUGUUCCCAUUAAGUUAUUAAUUAUUUGAUCAGUGGAAAAAAAGAAAAAAAUAUUUUAGACCAAUUAGCGGUUCCAGAUUGAUUUUCUAAUUGAUCUUUUGAUUGAUUAUUCGGCCUCUUCAUGUUGGAAAGUUUCUGCGAGGAUUUCUGUGGAAAUAAUUAACAGAAGGAAAACAAAAAUCAGGAAAUAGAAUAAUUUUCCAUUUUUCUCCACCAGUCAGAGCUUGUCAGUCCCACCUGUAAACACAAGUAAACAGAGCCUUCUGAUUGGCCGACAGACAGCCUGUGACAGUGAACGCUGGUGAGGCGGAGAGUCGAGGUGUCCUCGUUCAGAAUCAAAACAAGCUCCUCAGACUUUGUACCUGCAUGUAGUAAAUACUCAGUUUUCUUAAACUGUGAUUGGCUCAGAGCUGUAAAGGUGCAGGACCUGUUUUUUCUGUAGCAAGGAGAUGGAAAGGCACACUUUCAAAGCUCAAUUCAUCAAAUAACCUCAGUCUGCAGCAAUGAACCAGCUUCAGGCUGUGUGAAGACCUUCCAACCAAACUCAAUUUAAAUAUCCUACGUUUUUAUUACCAGUAUCAUGGUCUCCUAAAUUCAGCACAGACACUGAGACCUGGUUAAAAAAUAUGUUUAUAUCUUUAUUUUAUUUUACCAGGAAGUCUCACUGACACCGUAUCUCUAGCUUCGAGCCCUUACUCAGGAAGGAACCUUUAACUACAAUUCAGCCAAACUCAAUUCAAAAAUCUAAAUACAUCCUGCUGGUGUUAGUAAUUAGUCCCGAUAAAUUCAGCACCAUCUUUGUUGUUGUCGUCAUCAUAAUCAUCAGGGUUUUUCCUGCUUACAAAAAGUUCUUGUUUUACCCCCAAUGUAAAAGAAAAAUCCCCAGAAAUGUGGUGCAAGUGUGUGAUUUGGAUUAAAUGGUCUUAGUCUCAAAUAUGUCUCCAAACAAAACAAAACCCGCUGAACCACCACAUUUCACAAACAUGUUUAACAAACCCUGACCAAGCCUCAUUAAAAAGCUUUUGUUUUUAGGAUUCAUAUUCACCCACCAGUGUUGAUGGUUAAUGCUGAGUCUCUGGAGCACAUUUAACCAAACUUCAUUCAAAAAUUGCAUGUUUUUUGGGGGGGCCUGUGGAAUCUUGUGGUUGCCUCAUUAAUCCAACAGACAUGCAAGCACUUAAUUUAAUGAAAAAAAAACAUUUAGUCAUGGAUUCAACCUGUUUGUUACCGUAGAAAUGAAGGUUACACAAGUGACCAUGUUAUGUUUUUGUCACGUUGUCCCUGAUCGGGUACAGGGCGUCGACGCUGCAUGCUCACGCUCUGUCAACUUUCUUUAAAAUCAUUUUCAAACAUCCAAUCACGCUCAGCAUCAGCCAAGAAGAAGGGGCAGAGCUGUUUGGUCAUGUAGCUGCUCAGGUAAACAGGGUGUGUCCUGUGAUGUGUGUAUAAGGAGGGCCAAUCAGGGUGUUUGUUUGUGCUUCAGCCUUGAUAUCUGACCAGUUCCAUGAUGAAGAUGACAAAGAGCAGCUGAAUUAAGCAUGGAUGCACCAAGCAGGCAGGGCGUGUGCGCGUUCUUGUACAUAUUGCAGCCCCUGUGAUCUGAUGAAGUAUAUAAUUAAUCGUGUCUGUAUUUCUGGUAUGUUUCUGAAGCAUGUAAAUGAUGAACUGAUCAGCUCCUACCAGGAGAUCAAUAAAUUUUAUAUGGUGCCUCAUCAAUAAUGUCUCACUGCUGCUUAUACUUCAUGCUGUUAUUGAUUCACACCCACAGGACAAAACUAUGGAAGCCCAGGUAUGUGUGUAAUAAAUGGUUGGGUUUUUUUUUAUCAUUUAUUGAAAGGAAAAAGCUGAAUAUCUUCAUUAAUAAUCAGAUUUUUUUUUUUAAUAAAAACAUAAUACAAUCAUAGAUGGUUCAUUUUUUUAAACAUCAUGUUUAUGUUUUGGAAGGACAUUAAAUCCAGAAACAGGAUUAAGUUAAAAACAUAUUACAUACAUAUUUGCAGAUCUAUCAGUAGAACCUCAUGUCUGACUGGAAAUUAAAUCAGUAAAAAAAAAAAAAA
This is a messenger RNA of Haplochromis burtoni (Burton's mouthbrooder), 5647 nucleotides long. RefSeq names its product suppressor of cytokine signaling 2 (gene socs2). The record is from RefSeq and is a predicted model, not a curated record. Gene Ontology annotation, cellular component: phosphatidylinositol 3-kinase complex. Gene Ontology annotation, biological process: intracellular signal transduction; phosphatidylinositol phosphate biosynthetic process. NCBI's taxonomy places the organism in Eukaryota, Metazoa, Chordata, Actinopteri, Cichliformes, Cichlidae. Gene Ontology annotation, molecular function: 1-phosphatidylinositol-3-kinase regulator activity. The coding region runs from base 657 to 1265 and encodes 202 amino acids. The transcript has 3 exons.